This is a messenger RNA of Hyalella azteca, 1240 nucleotides long. RefSeq lists its product as uncharacterized. Lineage: Eukaryota; Metazoa; Arthropoda; Malacostraca; Amphipoda; Hyalellidae. The record is from RefSeq and is a predicted model, not a curated record. Gene Ontology annotation, cellular component: MICOS complex; mitochondrial crista junction. Gene Ontology annotation, biological process: cristae formation. The transcript has 3 exons. The coding region runs from base 378 to 842 and encodes 154 amino acids.
CAGACUAAAGGGGAGUGGCACCCCCUUGCCUCCAGAGCUAUUCUAUUGGAUUCUAUACCUUCAAUUAAGUACGUAUCAGAUGAACAACUCUUCUGUGACAAGGAAACAAAGUAGUGAAGUAGGUAAUGAUUUUAAUAUCAAGUGUAUCGACUUUCAGUUGUGGAAAUUAACAUUGUUAUAUGGGACUUGCAUAUAACGAUAUUCUUUAAAUGUACUUUAUGAGGGAAUUCUCAAUUAUGGCGUUCUGUAUCUAAUUGGUAUUGGCGACGUCAUUGCUUGCUUUAGAUAAUUACAUGUUCUUUCAGCAAUGCUCUUUGUUUUAAGGUGAAGAAAUAGGAUUUUGUUGCCGCAAAUAAACUCGCAAGUGCUGUGCGAGCAUGGGGAAGUUCACGAAACUAUUGUGGUUUGGGACGCGUGCUGGUAUAGCAGGCGGUGCGGUGUAUGCUCUUAACGAGCAGCGCGUGUGGAGCAGCGACACCGACACGCGCGCCAUCUACGAGCGCGCCAGACAGACUGUGCCGCAGGAGGUUGCCGACUUUUCACAAACUUACAUCACACCGUACGUGCCUAGCAAGAAGUACCUGCACCUUGACCUGAGUCAGCACUGGAACAACGCUGUGCUCGCCACGUUCGGUUUUCUGUCUCGUCUCCCCGAGCUCACGGCCGACGCGGCGCAGUACACCGCCGCGCUCGCCACCCAAGCGAUGGCCGCCGUCGCCGACGCCGCUCCACUGGAGGAGCAAAGCGAGAAGCCUGCUGCUGCUGCUCAGGACUCUGUGGCCCACAAACAUCAACAUGAAAACCUGGCGAACACAGAAGAUCAAGCCUCUGAUCAGAAGUAGACAUGCCAUUUUUUGUGUCAGAAAUUUGUUCUAUAUUUCAUGUUCUUCAUAAUUCUAAUUAAGUGGAUAAAUAGCGAGUAUCGGAAAGUAGUUAGAAAUCGCAAAUUAGGACGAUUAAAUGAAAAAUUAUCCGGGAAGAUUCUAGCUAAUUUCUCGUGCACCUUUUCCCCUCACCCCCAAGUAACCGUUGGGUUAUCGUUUACACAAUGUAGCUGUCAAUAUAAUGGUUAGUUUUCGGUCUUUAAGCCCUUAACUAUCUCAUAGUUUGUGCUCUCAACGCUGAGUGGUUGUUUCUCCAUUGUCGGCAAUGAUAGAAGCAUUUAUCCCGGUUCCAUUUUUUGGCAGCAAAAAACCAUAUAUGUAAAUAAUGUUACGAUUAUGUGAAGUUUUCUUUUAAA